AGGAGUCCGUUAAGCUUCAUACACGCAGCUCGCAAUUACAACUACCGCAUUGGCUCUUGAGAAUUGGCCACUCCAUUCACAAGUGUUUGAGUGUACAAUUCGCAACGACGAAGGAAGAAACUAUGGAAGACAGAGAGGACUUGAGGUCAAUUUUGCCAUUUUUGCCGCUUCUACUGCGUUCUUCCUCUCUGUUUUGGCCUUCUCAGGUUGUGGAAGCACUGAAAACUCUGGGAAGGGGGCCUCUCCAUAGCUUAGUUGACUCAGGCGAGCUCUUGUUCCUCGCCAUUUCUGACCUCAGGAACUCUCUCUGUCUCUCCAAUCAACCUCUAGCCCCUUCCGUUGCACAAGGUUACGCCUUCUUCUUCGACGAGCUGAUGUCUGGAGUGGAAUCUAAGAAGUGGUUUGAAGAGGCAAUUCCGGCAUUGGCAAAUUUACUUUUGCGGCUUCCCUCUCUGUUGGAAGAACACUAUCAAAGUACAGGUAUGGUUAUAGAUGGAGAGAGAGGAGCUGGUUUACGCUUGCUGAAUUCACAGGAAGCUGGAAUAGUUUUCCUCAGCCAGGAGUUAGUUGCUGCUUUCCUUUGUUGCUCUUUUUUUUGCUUAUUUCCAGUCAAUAACAGAGCUUCCAAAGAUCUUCCUAUGAUCAACUUUGAUGGAUUGUUCGCGAGUCUGUAUGAUGAUUAUAGUCACAAUCAGGAAAAUAAGAUUUGGUGCAUCAUUCACUAUCUUAAAAGAAUAAGCUCUGACAUGCCAAAGGGCAUUGUCUCGUUUGAGCGGAAAGUACUUCCCUUUGAUGGACAUCACCUUCAAGUUUCUUACCCUGAUGCUAAUUUUUGGAGCGCUUCUGUGAUUCCUCUAUGCAGGUUUGAGACUCACAGUUCUGGACGCAUAGAGGAUCAGUCAGGUGCAGCUGUUGAAGUGGACUUUGCAAAUAAGUAUCUAGGUGGUGGUGCUCUUCGUAGAGGCUGUGUACAGGAGGAAAUACGUUUCAUGAUCAGUCCAGAAUUGAUUGUUGGCAUGCUCUUCUUGCCUUCAAUGGCAGAAAAUGAGGCCAUAGAAAUUGUUGGUGUGGAAAGGUUCUCAAAUUAUACAGGGUACGCCUCCUCAUUCCGAUUUUCUGGUGACUAUGUGGAUAAAAGGGACGUAGAUGAACUUGGAAGACGUAAAACCUGGAUUGUUGCAGUUGAUGCAUUAUGUGGCCCAGGAAUGAGACAAUAUAGGGAAAAGUUUCUUCUCCGUGAGGUCAAUAAGGCAUUCUGUGGCUUUUUGAGUCAAUCUAAGUGUCAGCCGUGCCAGGAAAUAUUGCGAGAGAACAGAUGCUCUUCUGAACUGGUUUAUGCUUCCACCUCGACAUCUAUGGAAGCAAGUGAAGGAAAUUCUGCAGAUGAAAUAUUAAAACAUUCUCAGAAGAGUCGUCCUAGUACAGAGCAGCGCGAUAGUAUUGGGAUUGCUACUGGAAACUGGGGAUGUGGUGCCUUUGGAGGAGAUCCUGAAGUGAAGACGAUAAUUCAAUGGCUUGCUGCUUCUCAAGCUCAAUGGCUUUUGGUUCAUAUGUUCCAGGCUCAAAGACCAUUUAUAGCAUACUACACAUUUGGCUUGGAGGCAUUGCAGAACCUAGACCAGGUUGCUGAUUGGAUUUUAUCGCAUCACUGGACGGUUGGGGACCUGUGGAACAUGUUAGUUGAGUACUCAACAUUAAGAUGGAAAGGAGAGACCAAUGUUGGCUUCUUCAAAUGGCUCCUACCAUCUAUAACUGAGCAUGAUGAUGUGAAGGACUCACCAAAUAUACUUGACUCUUAGUUGAUAGUUUUUCUUUUUUCCCAAUGUCCGUUCCCCCUUUUUCUUUAUAGAUAAGGUAUAGGUCUGAAAAUAUAUCAUAAAGUAUGAUGUGAAGACUUUCAAAUUAUUAUCAUUAUUGUACUGUACACAAUGUUUUAGAGAGUAAAACUAGCAUCAAUUACCUUUGGUUCAAUGGUAAUUGGUUUGAGUUUAAA
Prosopis cineraria is the source of this 1993-nucleotide messenger RNA. Its product is annotated as poly(ADP-ribose) glycohydrolase 1-like. Lineage: Eukaryota; Viridiplantae; Streptophyta; Magnoliopsida; Fabales; Fabaceae. Gene Ontology annotation, cellular component: cytoplasm; nucleus. Gene Ontology annotation, biological process: regulation of DNA repair; ATP generation from poly-ADP-D-ribose; nucleotide-sugar metabolic process. The coding region runs from base 123 to 1799 and encodes 558 amino acids. The record is from RefSeq and is a predicted model, not a curated record. Gene Ontology annotation, molecular function: poly(ADP-ribose) glycohydrolase activity. The transcript is spliced from 11 exons.